Messenger RNA from Monascus purpureus, 1605 nucleotides. Lineage: Eukaryota; Fungi; Ascomycota; Eurotiomycetes; Eurotiales; Aspergillaceae. The record is from the annotation of a GenBank genome assembly.
ACCCCUCCUUCGCCAGAUUCGAACGCCGGAAAGUGAGCGACUUCUGGGAGUUUUGCGCUCGCUUGGCUGGUAAAGCUCCCCUGGCGCAAAGGAAAAGUUUAUAAAAAAAAUUUAAAAAAAGAAUAACCCCCGCCAUUGCGAUCUAUCUACAACUGCAGAUCUGGCUGGAUCUGAUCUGAUCUGUCCAGAAUUGAUAGUCAGAUCGUCGCUCGCCAUGUCUGACAUGAAAGAUCCCAUCACCAUUCACACAGCAUCCAAGGAACCAGAUGCCGUUCAGUCAUCUGUCCAGGAUGCCCUGACGUCGCCCUCCGUACAGCCUGAGGCGGCCGGCCCAGAUGCCUCGGGCGUGGAGCGCGCAGAGUCCACGCAGCGCGCGGGCAAAAAGAAGGGCUUUCUCUCUUAUUUCAUGACUAGGGAUUUCUAUAUCGUGCUGGUUCUGGGUCAAGUCCUGGCGAUCGCCAAUACCGCAACAAGUACAUUCACCUCUCUUCUGAGCAUUCAGGGUAAUUCCAUUCCGGCCUUUCAGACAUUCUUCAACUACGUGCUGUUGAAUCUCGUCUUCACUCCGUACACCAUCUACCGGUAUGGCUUCAAGGGCUGGCUACGGGUGCUUCUCCACGACUGCUGGAAGUACUUCAUCCUAGCCUUCUGCGACGUCGAAGGUAACUACUUCAUCGUCCUCGCCUACCGCUACACCAACAUGCUCAGCGCCCAACUCAUCAACUUCUGGGCCAUAGCCGUCGUGGUCAUCUUGUCCUUCCUCUUCCUCCAUGUGCGCUACCACAUCACCCAGAUCGUGGGCAUUCUGAUCGCCAUCGGCGGAGUCGGCAUCCUCAUCGCCUCCGACCACAUAACAGGCAACUCCGGCACCGCAACGGACCAACUCAAAGGCGACCUCUUCGCCCUGCUCGGCGCCACCUUCUACGGCGCCUGUAACACGGCCGAGGAGUUCUUCGUCAGCAAACGGCCCGUCUAUGAGGUGCUGGGUAUGAUGUCCUUCUUCGGCAUGCUCAUCAACGGCACCCAGGCUGCCAUCUUCGAUCGUCACUCGUUCCGUGUCUCCGUCUGGAACGGUAAAGUCGGCGGCUACUUUACGGGCUAUACGCUGUGUCUGUUCCUGUUUUACUGUCUUGCGCCAUUGAUGUUUCGGCUUUCGUCCGCUGCGUUCUUUAACAUUUCCAUGCUCACUAUGAACUUCUGGGGUGUCUGUAUCGGCGUCAAGGUGCUCCAUGAACAUAUCCAUUGGAUGUAUCCUAUUGCUUUUGUUUGCAUUAUUCUUGGCCAGAUUAUCUACUUUGUUGGUCGCCAGGUGCUGGGUGAGGCUGUCAAGCCGUGGCUAGGGAGGAAUCAGGAACGCGGUGUUGUUGGCUUGUUCACGGCCAAGAAGCGAAUCGUUGAUGACCCUGACGCUGUGGCGGCCGCUGGUGUUGUCGUCGAGGAUAAUACUCCGGUGGCAGAGACGGGCACCGUCACCGUGACGGGGACGGAGAUGGAUAGGGCUCGUGAAACCAAUCGAAAUACGAGUCCCGUCUGAUAGGAAUAAUAGUAUAAUGCUGGAUGCCAACUAUAUAAUUUACCUUGCUAUUAGACAGCAAUAUAUAAUCC